Biomphalaria glabrata is the source of this 3106-nucleotide messenger RNA. Its product is annotated as chromosome transmission fidelity protein 18 homolog. NCBI's taxonomy places the organism in Eukaryota, Metazoa, Mollusca, Gastropoda, Planorbidae. Gene Ontology annotation, molecular function: ATP hydrolysis activity; ATP binding. Bases 142 to 2961 code for a protein of 939 amino acids. The record is from RefSeq and is a predicted model, not a curated record. The transcript is spliced from 24 exons.
GAAACGAAACAAACAAGAUGGCGGGAAGAAUUGUAAACAACUUCUGAUGUCAUGAAUAAAUCUAGAGAUCUAAUCUAGAUUAGUAUUUUUGCUGCUUUCUUUUAAAUAUAGACUUAGAUCUAGAUCUAUACGUCUAUAUAAAUGGAUGACUCGUUUGAGCUCGAAUAUGCUGAUGAGCUCGAAGCAAUAGGUCAUGAUGAAGACAUUGAUGUUCCACCCCAUAAUCCUCCCAAAUCAAAGCGAGCUUUGCAAUUUGAGACUCCAAAAUCUAAACUGAAUAACAGAGCUUCCGGAGAGAAGACUGAUGAUAGUUUUUUUAUACAAGAGAGUGCCUUUAUAGCUUCGUCACCAGAAUCCCCUGUUUUUCCUGACUAUCUUAAUGAGACAAUUCCAAAACGUAAACGACUGCAAGAUUUCGAUGAUUUAUCAGACAAUGCACACCAACAAUCACACAGCCCUACAAACUUUUUGUCUAAUAAACGAGCACGAACGGAUGAACCAGUUGAAAUAGUGUGUGAAGAAAAUUCUGAUGCUGUUAAGAUUGUUCACCAGCUGAGACUUGCCAGAUCUUCCUCUCAUGCCCCUGUCUCACUGCCUCGUGCUAAUGAUGCUGAUGACUUAGAGCGCCCUCGUGUGCACAAACAUAUUCCCAAAUGUGAUUUUAUCAGUGCUGUUGGUUAUGAGGGUCAGAGAGUAUACAUGAAACUGUGGGAUGAGGAAGUUUUAGAAGCUGAGUACAGUUGUAUUUCUACUGAUGCGAGAUCAGCCAUGUUGUUGACCACUCCUGUCACUGUUUUAAAAGAGCAAUUGGAAGAUGAGAAAUCCAGGAAACUUUACCAAGAAUCUGAAGAGCUUCAUGACAAAAUUCACAGUAUUAUCGACACAAACAGUGAGACAGAUAACAGUCGUGUGACUCGGACUGAAAACAGAGAAGUUGAAAUGAUGAACGACACCAACAAGGAAGUGGAGCAGCUCACUGAUGAUUUGAAAAUGCUUUGGGUGGAAAAGUACGCUCCCAAGAAGUACACUGAGCUUCUAAGUGAAGAAGGAAUCAACAGAAGUCUGCUUCAUUGGUUGAAACUCUGGGACUAUGUUGUGUUUGGCAAGAAUGUCCCGAAGCCUGCCAAAAAAAGUGCAACUUUCAAAAAGGCCAGCGAGAAAGAUGAGAAAUUCAAGAAGAAGUCUCAGACUGGAGUGACAGAAGAACUUGAUAAGCACAACAGACCAGAGCAAAAGAUUGCUUUGUUGUGUGGGCCACCUGGACUUGGCAAAACAACCUUGGCCCAUAUUGUGGCCACACAUGCUGGCUAUAAUGUUGUGGAAAUGAAUGCCAGUGAUGACAGAAGUGUUGAAGUGUUUAAAAAUAAAAUUGAAUCAGCCACUCAAAUGAAGUCUGUGAUAGAUGCUGACCCUCGACCAAACUGUCUUAUCAUUGAUGAAAUAGACGGAGCACCUGCUCCAGCCAUCAACGUUUUACUGAAUACCAUAAAGAUGACAGACAAUGAGACAGAGGCAGCUGGGAAAAAGAAGAAGAAACAAGGUCACAUCCUGCUUCGACCAAUUAUCUGUGUUUGUAAUGACCAGUAUGUCCCUGCAUUAAGACAACUCCGUCAAAUGGCCUUGAUAUUAAAUUUUUCUCAUACUGAAUCCUGUCGACUGGCUAGCAGGUUGCAGGAGGUUGUCAGAGAGGAGAUGCUGAAGACUGACCUUAAUGCUUUAUUAGCCUUGUGCCAGAAAACUGAUAAUGAUAUACGCUCCUGUCUGAACACACUUCAGUUUGUCCGACAAAGACAGAAGGAGCUGACCUUGCAAGAUGUCCAGUCCAUGAGUGUAGGUCAGAAAGACACACAGAAGAGUUUAUUCUCCGUCUGGCAAGAAGUCUUCAUCAUGCAGAAAGCAAAAAAAAAUAGGUUUGUCAGUAUUCAUGAUCUAGCAGAUGAGAAACAAGAAUUAAACCAGUCAACAUUUUCCCCUUCUGCCAGAUUCCAGCACAUGCUGCACUUAUGUCAGAGUGCUGGUGAGACAGAACGUAUCAUCCAAGGUUUACAUGAGAACUAUUUGGAAGCCAAAUCCAAAGAUCCUCAUCUCACUGGUCUAAAUCUAGCCAAUGAGUGGCUGUGCUAUGCUGACAUUUGCAGCCAUUUCAUCGCCAAGAGUCAAGAUUAUUCAGUCAUGAAAUUCAGCUCUUUUGUUCCCAUUGUCUUCCACUUCCUGUAUGCCUCGUACAGUCCGUUUCGCAUUCAGUUUCCACAUUCCCAGUUCGAAGCCAGCCAGAAACUUAUGAAGUCUGUGAACUUACUGAAGACUCUGUUUGAAGACAUGCCACCAAUCACACGCAAGUUUAACAAUCAUCAGAGCAUAGUCCUUGACCUUUUGUCUCCAUUGCUUGAUAUACUGCAACCAACUCUCAGGCCUGUCAACACUCAAUUGUAUAGCAACAGAGAAAAAGAGGAGCUCUCCAAUGUAGUGAAAAUCAUGAUGGCUUAUAACAUGACCUACCAUCAGGAGAAGAGUCAGGAUGGGCAAUAUGUUUAUGCUUUGGACCCCAAUGUGGAGGAGAUCACCAAAUUGCCAGGCUUGAAACAAAGAAAACAGUUGACUUACGCUGCCAAACAAAUGAUAGCAAGGGAGAUUGAACUGGAAAAAUUAAGGAAAACAGAAAGUAACUUACCCAAAUCUAGUGAAGUUUCAGCAUCAGAAAAACUUCCUGACCCAAAAGUUGCCAAUGUACCAAAUCAUCUCAAAAAAUUGGAGGCUAAAUCUUUAACCCAGGAAAAGCCUGCCAUGAACUUUUUUGAGAAAUUCACAAAAACCAAGAGAGACAAGCCUGUAGAUAAGGAAGUCGUGGAUCCUCAAGAUAAAGUCAAGAAGGACUUGCUGGAUACUGUCAUCUGGUUUCACUUUAAAGAAGGCUUCUCAAAUGCCGUUCGACGGAAUGUGAAAAUUCAAGAUUUGCUUUAGCGUUGACCAUUGCACAAAGAAUAUCCUAUACAGAUAUAUUUACAUUGUAUAUCACGUACUGAAUGUGUUCAAAUGUGUGGACAUGUACUGUUUCGUGUUCUCUCAGUUUCUGAAAGUGUUUCAAUAAAUAACAUUUGUCACACUU